AUUCCAUAAAUUGUGUGUUUAGACAAUCGAUUUAUGUCGUACCACUGGGGGCAGCAACGUCGUUGUUAAUGGGGGUUGUAACAUUUUCGUUACUUGGUCACUUGUCACACACACAGGGUGUCAAGGUAGAAGAUUUGAUUCAAUCUGGUCCAGGGUUGGUGUUCCAAAUAUAUCCAGUUGGAUUAUCUUUGAUGCCUCUUCCACAAUUCUGGUCGGUUUUAUUUUUCCUCAUGUUUAUAUUGGUGGCUGUGGAUUCUGCUUUUGCGGAAUUUGAAGGGAUCAUCGUCGGUAUUAGCGAUGCAUACCCUAUUAUGACAUCAUCAACUAAAUACCGGGCGUUGACGACAAUUAUCGUUGGAAUUAUGUUUUGUUGCAUCACUAUGGUUCUAUUAACACCGUACGGACCUCGCAUAUUUGAGCUUGUAUAUUACUACGGAGCAUCCACAAUCACAUUACUAUGGCUUGCGAUGUUUGAAUCCAUCGCACUCGGCUGGUUUUGGAAUGCCAAUAAAUUCUCGUGUGACGUCAAAACAAUGACUGGUCGCAGUUUGCCGAAGUUGUUCGAGAUUUCGUUUCGUUUCAUCAUCCCAACUGUUAUCACGGCGAUAUUUUGUUUCUAUUGUUCACAAUGGCGGCCAUUAUCAGUGGGUGAAUACGUUUACCCUACAUGGGCGAAUGUAAUUGGCUGGUUGUUAGCCGCAUCAUCGAUGCUAUGCAUUCCUAUUGGUGCGUUCGUGUUUCUAUGGAAACAAGAGGGAAAUUUAAAACAGAAAUGGAUGCAAGCGUUCCAAUACCAGGGUACUACACUUGUUCCACAGAGUGAUUAUACUGAUACUUCUGUAUAAGAAUCUUAUUGUUACUUACUCUGUAUUCAAUGUUAAGAAAUAAAGGACAUUUAUCCAAGUGUGGCGGGGCAACCGUAGUGGUUACAACCCAAGUUUAGUUUGAAAAACCUCGUAUUUGAUUACAGGUAUUUGGUUUGAUACACCUUGUACUUGCUAAUACAUACAAAUCGUUUCAAUUUGCAAAA
Molecule: messenger RNA, 1030 nt
Organism: Ciona intestinalis (vase tunicate)
Lineage: Eukaryota; Metazoa; Chordata; Ascidiacea; Phlebobranchia; Cionidae
Source: RefSeq, a predicted model, not a curated record